This is a messenger RNA of Rhodofomes roseus, 3411 nucleotides long. RefSeq names its product LIM-domain binding protein-domain-containing protein. Gene Ontology annotation, biological process: positive regulation of transcription by RNA polymerase II; negative regulation of transcription by RNA polymerase II. Gene Ontology annotation, cellular component: transcription regulator complex; nucleus. The record is from RefSeq and is a predicted model, not a curated record. The transcript is spliced from 5 exons. NCBI's taxonomy places the organism in Eukaryota, Fungi, Basidiomycota, Agaricomycetes, Polyporales, Fomitopsidaceae. The coding region runs from base 282 to 3305 and encodes 1007 amino acids.
UCCCUCCCCACCGCCUCGUGCUGCCUGCACCCUCCUCGACGCUGCCCGCGCGGCCAGCGACCGCACCAGCGACCGCCUCUGCUCGCUCGCACAGCCGCAUUAUCUUCCUCGCUCCGUCGCACGCGCCGCGCACGUCUAUCGCGUAGCCAGUCGCCCUCCGCCCUUCCCCCGAGUCUUGCCAAAUCCGUCGGGCACCCAUUCCUGCAUGCGAGAACGCGUCCAUCGCCUCCAGCUCGACGACUUCACCCGAGACCUCCCUCUCCGCGCGCCCUCGACCAUACAUGAACGUUGUCCCCGGCGGCGACCUUCUGCGUCCGGGUGUGCCUCCGCUCGCACCGUCCAUGCUGAACAUGAACACGCACAACUUCAUGGCCCAGCAACAGCACCACCCGCAAGGGCAGCCUCCCCAGGGCCAUCCAUCGCAGAUGGGCCUCCUCCAAAACAACCCCAACCCGAACGCGAUGCUCGCUGGCGGCCAGCCGAAUAAUGCAGGAAACAAUCCGUCGACGAUGUACCAGCUUCAGAUCCAGCAGGCCAACCAGUUCGGCCGCCAGCAGGUUCUCAUGCAACAAGCGCAAAGCUCGCAGAACGGCCUCAGCCGCGCGGGUCCCCAACAGCUCAACGGCCAUGGUGGGCAUAACCCCCCUCACCCGGGCAUGGGCUUCACGAACGGUAUGAUGGGCCCUCAACAACAGCAGCAGAUGCGCCGUGUCGCCUCUCAGCCGACGCUGAACCAGGCUGGAGGGCAUAUGGGCGGCAUGCCUCAGGGGAUGGCGGGAAUGGGUAUGGGCCUGAACCCAGGACAGAACUUGGCGCAGCAUAUGCGGCCGCCCAUCCCGCAGUCGCACCUCAACAACAUGCGCGUCCAGCAACCGCCCCAGCACCCCAUGCAGGGGCACAUCUCCCCCGAUAUGCAGAUGUCCAUGAACAGGCCGCCUCAGAUACCGGGCAGCAACGGCCUCCCGCCACAUCGGACGACGUCCGCUCAGCCGCACAUGAUGAACAAUCUGGGGCAGCCUUCCGGCAUGCCGCAGCAGCAGCAUCCUGGCGGGAUGCAGGGCCCGAUGCACCAGAGCGCGUUCAAUAGCGCAAUGCUCCAACAUCACCAGCCUCCGCAGCUGCCGGGCGCGUCCCCGCACCCAGGGGCCCAUUCGCAGAAUCAUACCCCCGCGAACUUCGGACCCAACAUGCCCAUGGGUAAUGGCCCGCCUUCGCAACCUCCGGCGAAUAGGCAACAGCCGCCCGGAGACAAUGGAAUGCUCAUGGGCUUCCCGAAUCCGCCAAUGCAACCGAAUCUUCCGCAGGUGCCUCGAAUACCGCAGACUGUCAAUCCGUUCCCUUUCGGAUCGUCGUCCACGUCGCCGAAUCCACCUGGGGACAUGUCACAGAAUGUCGGCGGGGGGCAGAUGAAUGGGCCAGGGCCCGGUCCGGGGCAGCAUCCUCAGCAUCUGCCGACGCCUGCCCAGCUCGUCGACCGCAUGAAUCCUUCGACCAACGACAACUUCCCCUCACAAUACAACCUCCAGCAGUCGCAGGCGAACGUACCGACGCGGCCGCCAUCGCAGCAACACGCGCCACACCCUGGCUUCUCCCUUCCACCGCAACAACCCCCACAUCCUCACCACCAAUCUCCGCGUCCCGCUGACCCGAUGAAUCAACAUAUGGCGCAGCGGCCACGAUCCCAGCAAGGGCAGCAAAGGCAGUCGCCACCCCAGCCAGGCUCCUCUCGGACGCCUAGGGUCUCGCAGCAGCCACUUCCAAACAACAUGAUACCCCCUCGAAUACCGAUGCCUCCUGGCGGACCGAACCCGCCAGGACCGUCGCAGCAGCCGCAGCCAGCUCAGCCGCCGACACAAGGAGCACCAGGAGCACCGGCGCCGUCAGCGCAUCCCGUGCAAAUCGCGCCGAGGCAGCAGCCGGGGCCGCCUGGUCCGAGCGCUCCUCCGCCAACUGCGUCCGGUCCUGCGCAGGGCCAGCCAGAUGGACCGCCGCAUCAUCCGCCGCAACCUCCGCAAUCUGCUGGGCCCCCGCCGCAGGCCGCGCCACCGCAGGUGUCGCGCCCAGUAUGGGUGCUAGGGGCGGGUCAGGCGAUUUCGAGGCUGGUGAGUAUGAGCGGUGAUAUGGCGAUGAACAGGCCAUCGAGAGAACUGCCGUACUGGGAAAGUUUCGUGAGGAAGUAUUUCAUGCCGAAGGCGACUAUGAAAAUCACGCUGUGGAAGGACAAUCAGCGCCAGGAGGCGAAGCCGUUUGAGAUUGGGACCCCGAUCCUCCCGCGAUUCUUCCAGGUCACGACGCAAUCCGGGGUUCAAAGCAUGUCCCUGUCCUUGGAUGGCGCACGAGAGCGGGCGACGAACAACGUGCGCGCCGUCGUGGAGUGCCCCGACGCGCUGUGGACGUUCCGCUACCUCAACGGGUACACUGUCGUGCUCAAGGGCCCGUUCACCGCGAACGUCGUCGCUGUCACCGAGCCGCAGAUGCAGAACUACACUCUGCGGAUCGAGAGCUUGAUCUUCGACGCGCUGACGCACGAGAAACUCAUCAACAUCGACUCGAUAGAGGGUACGCGGAUAGCCUCGUCUCCGGCGGCGUCGCAGGGCAUGGGGGAUGUGGACCCGAGGUAUGAGGAGCCACGGACAGUCAUCGAGCGUGCGUCUUUCCCGGCAGAGCCUAUCAAUGCGUUCGGUAUCCCGCAGGCUACGAUGAGGUGUCUGGAGUUGGCAGAGAGCGUCACACAGAUGGGCGACUUGAUCCAAUUCUCAGCGUCGCAGCAGAUGGGUCCGAAAGAAGCACUGUCCCGAUACGCCGAGCGAUUGCGUGAGAAUUACAGGCAAGCAACGGCGGGUGAAUUCAAGCCGGACCUUGGACCAAAAUCCAAUCUCCCAGGUCGACCCGGUCCCGGCACGAAUGCGUUGGACGGAGUCAACGGUGGCGUCCCACCGACACCUCCAUCUUCCAUGUACCCUGGUACGCCCAGCUCGUCUUCGAUGCAGCAAGGGCAAGCCCCUCCAACACCUCAAAAUCCGCCACACGCGGAGCCCGGCAAACAGGGUAAAGGAAGUCAGCAACAGGCGUCCAGCCAGAACAUGGUGUCGACACCAGCGUCAGCAUCAACACCAGCGGCAGCACAGACGCCCGGUGGGCCGACGACUCCGGCGAUGGCGAGUGCGCCGUUGAAGCGCAAGGCUGGGCAGCGGGCAGAACCCGAGUCCCCAGCCCUCGCGAACAGUGCUACCGACCCACAACCGCCGCCGGCGAAGCGGCCGACGCGAAAACGCCCGCGGACAGGGACACAAGGUGGUGGAUAGGAUAUCGUUAUCGUCUCAUUCAGUCUGUUGUUUUUCUAGCUUGCUGUCGGUCGUGCAAUCACUGGUCCAUCGAUACUCUACUCAUCAUUAGCAUAGAUAUCCUGUA